This is a messenger RNA of Chenopodium quinoa (quinoa), 645 nucleotides long. RefSeq lists its product as uncharacterized. Lineage: Eukaryota; Viridiplantae; Streptophyta; Magnoliopsida; Caryophyllales; Amaranthaceae. Bases 1 to 645 code for a protein of 214 amino acids. The record is from RefSeq and is a predicted model, not a curated record. The transcript is spliced from 3 exons.
AUGAGAGAGAUUCCGGAGGACUUCCCGCCAAAACUCUCUUCCGAUUCAAAUGCGUCUCUCAUCAAUGUAAUUCCUUCAUCUCAACUACCCAAUUCGCCAAAACCCGUGCUCUGUAAUUGUGAAUGUGGUCACUUAGAACUUGCUUUUUGUGAUUUUCAUUUUCUGGUAUAUAACCCUGUUCUUGGUUUUGAUGCUUUUAUUGAGAUUCAGAAUCCUGAUCAAUUUCUUAUUGCGACUAAUGCAUUUUCGUCGCUUGAAUAUAGUUUUGGACUAUGGAAGUGCAUGGGAACAUCGCAAAAUAAUAAGAAACAGAGACUGUCAAGGAAAUUACAGGAUGCCUGGUACUGUAAAAUUGGAACAUUGGUGAAAGAAACUUUACAUUGGGGUAUUACGAUAGAAACGAGUCGAGAAUGCAUUGCUACCUUUGAUUUGGCUACUCAGGACAAUUGUAAAUCAAUGAUAUUGCCGUAUGCCAAUUUUGGGGAAGUUGUACUCGGUAACUCUGCUUUUAGUUUGUGCUGUAUGGAUGAUUGCUUGUGCGCUUGGGCGAAUUAUGGUGAUGGAGAUGUAGAGAUGUGGAUGAUGAAAGAAUAUGUAAUGCAGGAAUCAUGGACUAAGCUGUUUCGUUUUAAACUGUCAAGAUGA